Molecule: messenger RNA, 3498 nt
Organism: Phragmites australis (common reed)
Lineage: Eukaryota; Viridiplantae; Streptophyta; Magnoliopsida; Poales; Poaceae
Exons: 5
Coding region: 151-3162 (1003 amino acids)
Molecular function (GO): RNA binding
Source: RefSeq, a predicted model, not a curated record
UUCCCGGUGCGCAAGGCAAGUGCAUUGAACUGGUAUUAUUAAAAAAAAUCGAGAAAACCCUCUCGACUUCCUCAUCCUUCCCACCGAAAAAGAAAGGAACCGCAAACCCUAACCUCCCAAUCACCGGCUCCGGCGCUCCGCCUCCGCCACAUGCGAAUGAUGGCGAGGGGCCGCCGCGGCCACGGCGGACUGGGGAGGUUCGGCGGCGUACGGGGCGACGAGCCGCGGGCUCGUUUCGGCGACCGCGAUGAGGUCCCUCCGCCGCGGCGGGCGUCGGGUUGGGGGGUGGCGCCGCCGUCGCGGCACCUGUGGAUGGGCGGCCUGGCGCCCGGCGUCACGGCGUCCGACCUGUCGGAGCUGUUCCUCAGGUGCGGCGAGGUGGAAUCCAUCGCCCGCGACCCGUGCCGGAGCUUCGCGUUCGUGAGCUUCCUGCGGGAGGAGGACGCCGUCGCGGCGGUGCGGGAGCUGCAGGGGGUCCGGCUCGGCGGGGCACCCGUUAGGAUCGAAUUUUCCAAGGGGGAUAAGGCUUCGGGUAUCUCAAAGGAUGACAGAUAUACACAAUAUGCUGAUGAACAACAUUCUAUUGAACAUGGAAGAAAACGGAAACCAAGUCCUGAAACAACAAUAGAUAAAACUAAAAGAAAUAGGUCUACAGAACCUAGUGAGGUGUUAUGGAUAGGGUUUCCUCCUGGUUUAAAGGCAGACGAGGCAACUCUGUGGGAAGCCUUUUCGCCUUUUGGGGAGAUUCUCAGGAUAACAACAUUCUCAGGCCGUGCAUAUGCAUUUGUCCAGUACACUAGUAUUGCAGCAGCCUGCAGGGCAAAAGAGGCACUUCAGGGAAAGCUUUUCAAUAAUCCACGAGUAAGCAUAUGCUUUUCUCGGAAUGAAGGUGCUGUAGCAGAAUCUGGGAAACGAUCCUUUGUUGCUCCAUAUUCCCCCCAAUCUAGUGCUCGUCCUAUCUUCAGAGACCAAGAUUUUGAAGCCUUUCCUAGGGCUAGGCCUUUUGAUAGCCCUCCAAGAGAUUUCCUCAUGUCAUCACCACAUUUUGGCCCCAAUAGAUUAUCGAGAGAUGCAGAUGAUGCGGGCUUCAACAGGGAUAACUAUUUUCAACAGGAACCUAGAGUAGAGCUUGGCCUUGUUUCACCUUUUAGAAUACGGGAGCCAGGUCCAGAAAAAAGGAUGCCUGAGGAAUUUUAUGAGCAACUUAGACGCAGUCCUACUUUUAGGAGUGAUGCACCAUGGCACAACAUUCCUUUUGAUAAACCUCGGAGACCCUUACCAUUGGAAGAUUCUUGGGAUGUUGAAGAUAAUUCAUAUCCAUUUUCAAAGAAGCUGAGGGGUGGUCAAGUCCAUGAUACUGAACUUCCUGAAUACCCUUUCUCAGAAUUUGAUCGUGGAAAAGUUUUCCCUGACUACCCAAGGAGGCCCCUCCAUGAUCUGCCGGAAGAUGAUUUACACACUAGAACUUAUCAAUUUACUCCUAUGCAUGGUAGACAUCACAUUGAUCCCUUAAGGAAUAUAACUCCACUUGUAGAUAAACAUAAACCAUGGUGUGUUCAAGACAGUUUUGCUAGGAAUUCAGGAGAAAUGGGUAGAUCGACUCCUGAACAUCAUGAGCCUGCUCUAAAGGGAGAAUGGAAAUGGAAUGGUACAAUAGCAAAGGGAGGUACACUAAUCUGCCAAGCUAGAUGCUUCCCUGUUGGCAAGGUCCUUAACUUCAUGCUGCCUGAGUUUCUGAAUUGCACUGCUAGGACAAGUCUAGAGAUGCUUGCUAAGCACUACUAUCAAGCUGCUGGCAGCUGGGUGGUAUUUUUUGUUCCGGAAAAUGAUGUGCACAUGGCAGCUUAUAAUGAUUUCAUGAAUUACCUUGGUGAUAAGCAGCGUGCAGCAGUUUGUAAACUUGGAGAGAGGAGCACCUUGUUUCUUGUUCCACCUUCAGAUUUCUCUGAGCAAGUACUGAGGGUGCCAGGCAAAGUCAGCAUAUCUGGAGUCAUUCUGAAGUUUCAGCAGUCAAAUCCAGAUUAUAGCUCACCAAAUCGCAAAUCAUCAGAGAAAAUUCCCCCAUCCUCUGCAAGUUAUUCGAAAACUGAUGUACACAUUCAUGAAGAUCUGGAUGCACCGAGAAGACUCAAUCCAUCAGAUAUCAGGGCAUUCCCACAUGGUCCAGAUUAUCUCCACUCAUCAGCUGGAAGCUAUACUCCAGAUUUUAUUCUGCCUUACAAGCCAGAGGGUGCUCCUCCAUAUGUUGGCUCUCAAUUACCGCAAGAAAGGCCACCAGCUGACCACCGCAUGGGUAUAGCACAAGACAAACACCAGCAACUCUCGAACAUGUUUCCCUCAGGAUGGCCUAAUAAUAGUAAUGAUCCAAGUCCAGGUUCUGGUAAUUUCAGUUCUUUGGCUCAGAGUGCAAUCUCACACGCAUUAAAUAACAGGACAAUGGAGCCAAAAGGGACGACACAUGGGUAUGCACCAGGUGAAGCAUCAAACAUUAUGUCCUGGCCUCCUGUGGAACCCAAAUCCCAGCAGGUUGCUAGACCUGAUCAACCUCCUAUCCCAGUAUCACUGCCACCGGAUCAACUUGCACAACUGGCCACCCUUCUUGCACAACAAAACCAACCUGGAAAAGAAAUUGGUUUCCCUGUAGACUGUUCAAACAAACAAUCCGGAUUCAUACAGAAUUCCAAUUCACAUGGACAUGCUAUGAUGAUGCCUGGCAGCUCGAGUUCCAUACUUGUUCAGAACUCUCUGCCAUAUGUUCCAUCAUCUGUGCCACAAUUACAGGUCCAUGCACCACCAAUACAAGGCUUACUACCACCAAAUUCACCCAUUACGCUUGCAGCCAGUGCCCCUAUACUUUCUAACUCCACUUUUCCUAUACCACCCAUGCAUGCUUCUGUGAGUCCAGCUCAUUCUUCCAUGCCUUUGGGAUCGUUUGUUCCUCCACUUCCUGAAGGUCCUCCGCCCUUUCACCAGCACACAUCAAGUGCUCCUGCUGUGCAACCUUUAGUUCCUUCUGGCCAGCAGCCUAGCCAGCAACUAUCCGCCCAAGAAGAACUUGUUGGAGACCCUCAAAAGCGCCUUCAAGCAACAUUGCAGUUGGCAGCAACCCUUCUUAAGCAGAUACAAAAACAAUCAAAUCCUGGUGGUCAGAAAUAUAUAUGAGGUCGUUGCUAAUGUCAACCUGCAAGGAUCAUAUGGUGCUAUUCCUUUUUGUCCUAAGGAGUCUGAAACUGAUAACAUACUUUUCUGUGGUUUUAUACCAUCACCUCCCGUGUUGUAAAUGUGAUAUGAUCGCCUCCUUGUAUGCCAUUAGGCAUUAUCUGUGGUCUCUUUCCCUAUCUAUAAACAGUCAAGCUUAAUGAUAGAAUUUUGUUAUUUUCUUUUCUUCAGAACAUCUUUUUUAUAACAUGGACUGGUUUACAAUGGUUCCAAUGGCUCUGAUGUCAUAUUGUCAUGGCUUCCAUGAACAACACAGUAAUGCAGUUUAAUUUUGAAGCU